AACCCGCGCUCCUAGCAACCAGUCUCCAGCGCCCCGCCCACUGGAUCGGAAUGAGGCUAUCCAUUGGUCGAAGGCUGAGUGAGGACGGCCUGUGGUUUGUUCGUCGGUGAUGUCAAUCAAUCUGAAGAGCUGGCGGGGAGGACAGUAUUGAUCAUGACUUCCACAAAGGAGCAGGCAGCCAUCAGCAGACUGAUGGGUUUCUUGCAGGAAUGGGACAAUGCUAGCAAAGCUGCUCGUAGCCACAUUCUGGGCAAUUUCAUUAAAACAAAUCAAGGAAAGACAGGACCAGAGUUGGAGCUGGAAUUCUCACAGGGAGCCAGCUUGUUUCUGACCCGCCUAACAUCAUGGCUGAGGCUGACCUACAUGUAUGGAAUAUACCUAGAUCAGCAGCUAAAGUCCAUUGGCAUCUUUUUGUCAGCUGCAAGUAGCCACAAGUAUCUUAUUGAAUUUCUGGAGGUUGGAGGUGUCCUGACUCUCCUGGAAAUACUAGGGCUGAACCAACUGAAGGAAGAGGACAAAAGGGAGUCAAUAAAGCUACUCCAACUCGUAGCAAACGCUGGCAGGAAGUAUAAGGAGCUCAUUUGUGAAAGUUAUGGUGUGCGAUCAAUAGCUGAGUUUUUGGCCAAUUCCAAGUCAGAAGAGACUCAAGAACAAGUGCAAAUUCUGUUGGACUCUUUAGGCCAUGGCAAUCCCAAGUAUCAGAACCAGGUAUACAAAGGCCUGAUUGCUUUGCUGCCAUGCACAUCCCCCAAAGCCCAACAGCUGUCUCUGCAGACACUCAGGACUGUGCAGGUGAUCGUGGGAGCAGCCCAUCCCAGCAUUGUGGAUGCUGUGUUGGGUGUGCUGAGCUCUAUGCACUUGGAAGUUCAGUAUGAAGCCAUUCAGCUGAUAAAGGAUCUCAUGGCCUAUGAAGUCCGGCCAGUGCUGCUGAAGGGUCUGGUUGAAUUACUUAUAACACCGGGGAAAGAGACUGCUCAAGUGAAAGGCAAAGCACUGGAAGACCCAGCCACACUCCAUCUUCCUGAGCGCUUGUCGGUGUAUAUACAGCAAGCUGCUGCAGCAAAAGCCAUCGGCAUUCUAGCCAAGGACUCAACAAAACUGGCCGAAGAGAUGAUCCAGCUGGGAGUGGUGCAUGGCCUUAUGUGUGCUAUGGGGAACCAGGAUCAUACCACCUCCCAGAGACAGGCCAGCAUCACUCUAGAGUAUUUUGUCCGGACAUUUCCCAUUGUGGAGGAACAUGUGAGGAAGGCAACAGGAGAGACUCUGUUCCAGCUUUUUAUGGGAGAUGCCAAGACCUUGUACAUGAACAUGGAUGCAGUACAGAUUGAUAUUCUGACAUCGAAUAAAGUGAACAUCCCAGGAAGUUUAUCAAGCCCAGAAGGGAUGCCACACAUGGAAGAGGAAGGAAGCACAGAAUGAAAACGUCAAACAGAAUGAGGUCAGCUCCUCUGUCCUGCCUCCCUCCCCCACUGCUUCCUCCUGGGCCGUGCCCCUCUCUAGAGCCCUGCAAAUCUGCAGGUAUCUGCUUUACAUCCGUGGACCAUUUCUGCAGAUAGCAGAGCGGAUGCAGAUUCAAAUUUUGUAUCCGUGCAGGGCUCUGAUGGUAAGAGCUGGGCAGGCAGCUGUGAGGAACCACAGCACAGAUCCACCACCUGCCCCGGGCAGGGUAACUGGGGGACAGGGACACUAGACCAGGGGCUGCUUGGGCCCUCCACCGAAGGCAGGUGGAGGGUCUGCUGCAGCUCCCAGCAUGGCUCUCCCCAACCCGCCGGGGGCAGCUUGGAGAUGCAGCCCGACCACAGUAAGAGCUGGGUGGGCAGUUGUAGGGAGCUGUGGAGGACCCGCCACCUGCCCUGGGCAUGGAGCCAAGCAGCCCCCUGCCCAGUGUCCCUGCCCCCCAGGCCACCUGCCCAGGAUCAGUGUCAAAUUGUUUUCCAGUUUCCUUUUGAAAUUUAUGUCUUUUUGCUGAGUUUAAGACAGUUGCCAGUUUUGUGAGAUCCUUUUGUA
Molecule: messenger RNA, 2007 nt
Organism: Dermochelys coriacea (leatherback sea turtle)
Lineage: Eukaryota; Metazoa; Chordata; Testudines; Dermochelyidae
Gene: ARMH1
Product: armadillo like helical domain containing 1
Exons: 12
Coding region: 154-1419 (421 amino acids)
Source: RefSeq, a predicted model, not a curated record